AUUUGGAGACAAGCACUGAGGAUGAGGAACUGAUGGAAAAGUAUGGAGAUGUUGGAAAUGCAGAAUCUAAGUGGCCAAAAGUGGAAGGUCUUCAUGAGGAUUCUGUGCGGGAAUCUAAGGUUGGUGACAUGCGUGAUUGGGAUAGCAAGGUAGUGAAUCAACAGGAAAAACCUGUGGGAAACAGGAUGAAGGAAGACAAAAGCAGCAUCAGGGAGAUGAUCAGCAAAACCAAGAACAUGGCCAGUGUAAAGACGGAACAGGAGGAGGAGGCAUCUGAGAAGAGUUCACAUCUGAUCCCAAAACAGGUUACACCCCAGACUGUCUCUCAGGGACAGAAAAGCAGUGAGCCUGGCAAAUGUGUGGAGAACAUAAAUGGAAACUCCCGCCCCAAUCCACGUCAGAAAACCAGUGCUGCUAAGAAAUCACAUAAAUGUGAUGAGUGUGGGAAGUCCUUCAAGUAUAAUUCCCGCCUUGUUCAACAUAAAAUUAUGCACACUGGGGAAAAGCGCUAUGAGUGUGAUGAGUGUGGAGGGACAUUCCGGAGCAGCUCGAGCCUUCGGGUCCACAAGCGGAUCCAUACUGGGGAGAAGCCGUACAAGUGUGAGGAGUGUGGGAAAGCCUACAUGUCCUACUCCAGCCUUAUAAACCACAAAAGCACCCAUUCUGGGGAGAAGAACUGUAAGUGUGAUGAGUGUGGAAAAUCCUUCAAUUAUAGCUCUGUUCUGGACCAACACAAAAGGAUCCACACUGGAGAAAAGCCCUAUGAAUGUGGCGAGUGUGGGAAGGCCUUCAGGAACAGCUCUGGCCUCAGGGUCCACAGAAGGAUCCACACAGGGGAGAAGCCCUACGAAUGUGACAUCUGUGGGAAAACCUUCAGUAACAGCUCCGGCCUCAGGGUCCACAAGAGGAUCCACACAGGUGAGAAGCCCUACGAAUGUGAUGAGUGUGGGAAGGCCUUCAUAACUUGCAGAACGCUCCUCAACCAUAAGAGCAUUCACUUUGGAGACAAACCCUAUAAAUGUGAUGAGUGUGAGAAAUCCUUUAAUUAUAGCUCUCUUCUCAUUCAGCAUAAGGUCAUCCACACUGGAGAGAAACCUUAUGAAUGCGAUGACUGUGGGAAGGCCUUCAGGAACAGCUCGGGCCUCAUUGUACAUAAAAGGAUCCACACAGGCGAGAAACCUUACAAGUGUGAUGUCUGUGGCAAAGCGUUCAGCUAUAGCUCAGGCCUCGCAGUCCAUAAAAGCAUUCACCCUGGGAAGAAGGCCCAUGAAUGUAAGGAGUGUGGGAAAUCCUUCAGUUAUAACUCGCUACUUCUUCAGCACAGAACUAUUCAUACUGGAGAGAGACCUUAUGUAUGUGAUGUGUGUGGGAAAACCUUCAGAAACAAUGCAGGUCUCAAAGUCCACAGGAGGCUCCAUACUGGGGAAAAACCAUAUAAGUGUGAUGUGUGUGGGAAAGCGUAUAUCUCACGCUCAAGCCUUAAAAAUCACAAAGGAAUUCACCUUCGGGAGAAGCCCUAUAAAUGUAGCUACUGUGAGAAAUCUUUCAACUACAGCUCUGCCCUUGAACAGCAUAAAAGGAUUCAUACGAGGGAAAAACCCUUUGGGUGCAAUGAGUGUGGAAAAGCUUUCAGGAAUAAUUCCGGCCUUAAGGUACAUAAGCGAAUCCACACUGGGGAGAGGCCUUACAAAUGUGAAGAAUGUGGGAAAGCCUACAUCUCACUCUCGAGCCUUAUAAAUCAUAAAAGUGUACACCCUGGGGAAAAGCCCUUUAAUUGUGAUGAGUGUGAGAAAGCCUUUAUCACAUAUCGAACCCUUAUAAACCACAAAAAAGUUCACCUUGGAGAGAAGCCCUACAAAUGCGAUGUGUGUGAGAAGUCUUUUAACUACACCUCACUCCUUUCUCAACACAAAAGGGUCCACACUAGAGAGAAACCCUAUGAAUGUGACAGGUGUGAGAAGGUCUUCAGAAAUAACUCAAGCCUUAAGGUUCAUAAGAGAAUCCAUACUGGGGAAAAGCCCUAUGAAUGUGAUGUAUGUGGAAAAGCCUACAUCUCACAUUCAAGCCUUAUUAACCAUAAAAGUACCCACCCUGGGAAGACACCCUAUACAUGCGAUGAGUGUGGGAAAGCUUUUUUCUCAAGCAGAACUCUUAUAAGCCAUAAAAGAGUCCAUCUUGGGGAGAAACCUUUCAAGUGUGUUGAGUGUGGGAAAUCUUUCAGUUACAGCUCACUCCUCUCUCAGCACAAGAGGAUCCACACAGGGGAGAAGCCCUAUGUAUGUGAUUGGUGUGGAAAGACCUUCAGGAACUGCUCAGGCCUCACAGUACAUAGAAGGAUCCACACAGGGGAGAAACCCUAUGCAUGUGACGAGUGUGGGAAGGCGUACAUCUCACACUCAAGUCUUAUCAACCAUAAAAGCGUCCACCGUGGAAAGCAACCCUAUAGUUGUGAGUGUGGAAAGUCCUUCAAUUAUAGGUCAGUCCUUGACCAGCACAAAAGAAUUCACACUGGAAGGAAGCCAUACCGGUGUAGUGAGUGUGGUAAGGCUUUUAAUAUCAGAUCAAACCUUACGAAGCAUAGACGAAUCCACACUGAGGAGGAAUCUCUAAGUGUGAUACAUGUGGGAAGCUACAGUGGAGUAUCCCAGAUGAGAACCUACGAGGGAUGGAGUGUUCUGGAUGGGACCAGGAUGAGGAUGCCUCUGUAGUGGGCGGAGCAUGCCAAGUCUCAGAAAGCUCAAUGGAAGAAGAAGCUUAUGAAUGGCACUCCUCCCAUUCAUGAGGACUCCAUCUUCGUGACCUGAUCAGUUCCCAAAGGCCCCGCCUCCAAAUGCCAUCCCAUUGGAAAACAGAUUUCUUUUUUUCUUCUGUUGAGUUGGAGUCUCACUCUG
Messenger RNA from Carlito syrichta (Philippine tarsier), 2891 nucleotides. Its product is annotated as zinc finger protein 62 homolog. The transcript is spliced from 2 exons. The coding region runs from base 33 to 2708 and encodes 891 amino acids. Lineage: Eukaryota; Metazoa; Chordata; Mammalia; Primates; Tarsiidae. The record is from RefSeq and is a predicted model, not a curated record.